GUCCCACUGCGCGUGCGCGUCCCUGACCCGAGGGGCUCUUCUGCACGCGCGCGCGCGCCCCAAGGCCGCAGGGGUCUGAGGCCCAGGUCCCGCGGAUGCACCGCCCUCGCGGACAGUGAAGAGUCUCGGGUUGGGCCAGGAAGGGUCUCGCGCCCUCCCCGUUCGCCGCCCCCGGCGUCGCUGGCGAAACCCGAGCGCGCGUCAGGCGCGGGGCCGCGUGACGCGCCCCUGUUAGGGUGGGCCCGGCGGGCGGAAGAGGAUGCGUGGGGCCCCUGCCUGGCCAGAGCUCGGCCCGCAGCACCGGGCGCCCUGCGCAGCCCCCGACGUUUCCCGGAGAAGCGGCCGGCUCUGACGGGCGAGAUGAAGCACGCAGGCGCUUGGAAUAUGCUCACGGCGGCCGUGUGCAUGGCCCUGCUGGGCUGCCUGCAGGCCCAGGAGCUCCAGGGACACGUCUCCGUAAUCCUGCUGGGAGCCACCGGGGACCUGGCCAGAAAAUACCUAUGGCAGGGGCUGUUCCAGCUGUACCUGGAGGAGGCGGGGAAGGGCCACAGUUUUCGCUUCCACGGGACUGCUCUGACGAGCACCAAGCAGGGCCAGGAGGUCAUAGCCAAGGUCCUGGAGUCCCUCUCCUGCCCCAGGGACACAGCUCCCGGUCGCUGCGCUGAACUCAAGGCUCAGUUCCAGCAGCUGAGCGAGUACCGCCGCCUGAAGACACCUGAGGACUAUCUGGCCCUGAGCAAGGACAUAGAGGCCCGGGUCCAGCACGAAGGCCUCCAGGAGGCCGGCAGGAUUUUCUACUUCUCGGUGCCACCCUUCGCCUAUGCAGAGAUUGCCCGCAGCAUCAACAGCAGCUGCCGCCCAGGCCCAGGUGCCUGGCUGCGCGUUGUCCUUGAGAAACCCUUUGGCCAUGACCACCGCUCAGCCCAGCAGCUGGCCACAGAACUUGGGAGCUUUUUCCAAGAGGAGGAGAUGUACCGGGUGGACCAUUACCUGGGCAAGCAGGUGGUGGCCCAGAUCCUGCCUUUCCGAGACCAGAACCGCAAGGCCCUGGACGGCCUCUGGAACCGGCACCACGUGGAGCGGGUGGAGAUCAUCAUGAAGGAGACCGUGGACGCAGAAGGUCGCACCAGCUUCUACGAGGAGUACGGCGUCAUCGGCGAUGUCCUGCAGAACCACCUGACCGAGAUCCUCAUGCUGGUGGCCAUGGAGCUGCCCCUCAACAUCAGCAGCUCGGAGGCGGUGCUGGGGCACAAGCUCCAGGCCUUCCGGGCCCUGCGGGGCCUGCAGAGGGGCAGUGCUGUCGUGGGCCAGUACCAGGCUUACCGCGGGCAGGUGCGCAGAGAGCUGCAGAAGCCAGACAGCUUCCACAGCCUGACGCCGACCUUUGCAGGCAUCCUCGUGCACAUAGACAACCUUCGCUGGGAGGGUGUCCCUUUCAUCCUGAUGUCCGGCAAAGCCUUGGAUGAGAGAGUGGGCUACGUGCGGAUCUUGUUCAAGGACCGGGCGUACUGUGCCCAGAGCGAGAAGCGCUGGGUCCCGGCCCAGAGCCACUGCCUUCCUCAGCAGAUCAUCUUCUACAUUGGCCACGGUGAGCUGGGCGGCCCAGCCGUGCUGGUCAGCAGGAACCUGUUCAGGCCCUCCCUGCCCUCCGCCAGCUGGAAGGAGGUGGAGGGCCAGCCUGGGCUUCGCCUCUUCGGCCGCCCUCUGUCUGAUUACUACGCCUACAGCCCUGUGAGGGAGCAGGACGCCUACUCCAUCCUCAUCUCUCGUAUCUUCCACCACCGGAAGGACUCCUUCAUCACCGUGGAGAACUUGCUGGCUUCCUGGGUCUUCUGGACGCCCUUGCUGGACAGCCUGGCCCACGAGGUCCCACGCCUCUACCCAGGAGGAGUGGAGAACGGACACCUGUUGGACUUUGAGUUCGGUGGCAGCCACUUGUCCUUCUCCCAGCCGCCGCCGGAGCAGCUGGUGCCGGGGCCGGAUUCUGCUCCCAUGCCCAGCGACUUCCAGGUUCUCAGGGCCAAGUACCGAGACAGCCCGCUGAUAUCGGCCUGGCCGGAGGAGCUGAUCACCAGGCUGGCCGGCGACAUCGAGGCUGCAGCUGUGCAGGCUGUGAGGCGCUUUGGCGAGUUCCACCUGGCACUCUCGGGCGGCUCAAGCCCCGUGGCCCUGUUCCAGCAGCUGGCCAUGGGGCACUACGGCUUCCCCUGGGCCCACACACACCUGUGGCUGGUGGACGAGCGCUGCGUCCCGCUCUGGGACCCCGAGUCCAACUUCCAGGGUCUGCAGGCUCACCUGCUGCAGCAUGUGCAUGUCCCCUACUACAACGUCCACCCCAUGCCCGUGCACCGGCGCCAGCGGCUCUGUGCCGAGGAGGACCAGGGCGCCCAGGCCUAUGCCGAGGAGAUCUCCACCCUGGUGACCAACAGCAGCUUCGACCUGGUGCUGCUGGGCAUGGGCACCGACGGGCACACGGCCUCCCUCUUCCCUCAGUCACCCGUCGGCCUGGACGGCCAGCAGCUGGUGGUGCUGACCACGAGCCCCUCAAGCCCGCGCCGGCGCAUGAGCCUCAGCCUGCCCAUCAUCAACCGCGCCCACAAGGUGGCGGUCCUGGUCAUGGGCCGGAUGAAGCGCGAGAUCGCCAUGCUGGUGAGCCGCGUGGGCCGCGAGCCCAAGAAGUGGCCCAUCUCGGGCGUCCUGCCUGACUCUGGCCAGCUGGUGUGGUACAUGGACUAUGACGCGUUUCUGGGGUGAUGGUGCCUUUGCCCGUCGCUCGCCCCCACGCUCUCCUUCACCCGUCCUCUCUCCGCCCUCUCAGUCCUGCCCCAGCCCGCGUGCCCUGCUCUCUGGAAUCUGAUGCCUCGGUGGUCAGGCUCCCGGAGACAAAGGACAAAGCCCCUCCCCAGCCCCUGUGACCGCCCCCGCCUAGUGGUGGCGGGUACACACCGGAACAAGGAAGAAAUGGAAUCUGUGCUCUUGAGAAGCUUCAAAUCCAAGUCAGGAGAGAAAUGUCCACCUUUAGAAAAGACCUGCAGCAGUUACAUGUGAACACCAACCAGCGCAAAAUAGGACGGUCUGAAAGCUCCCCGGGUGAGCAGGAAUGUGGUGGGCCGAGGUUCAUGGGGGGUUUCCUGCCGGCCGGGACCCUUCGACCGGCUGUGGUGGAAAAGCAGAACGUGGAUGGUAGAGAGCAGCAGCCUGGCACCAGUGGCCCUGCGCCCCCCCAGAGCAGGCCGCUGGGAGCCCGCACCCUCCUCCAUCCCCUUCUUCCUGAGCCUCUGACUCACCUGCUGUCCUGUCUCCUCCGGGGCCACCUCCACCUGCUCUGCAUCUCGGCUCUCUUUCUUUUCAGUCCCGACCAUGGAGAUCUUCCCACCCCCUCUCUGUUUCUUUGCUGUCCCUCAGACACCCCAUUAAUGGACAGAUGAUGAUGACAGUAACACGGUGACAAACAAGAUGUUAAAGUGGAUCCAGAAAUCGUGCGACUGUGGUUUGCAGCUCCUUUUCUCAGUAGAUGGAUUUCUCUGAUGGCAGGAGGCUCUGGUUCCCCAGCUCUGUCAGGGAAGACCACUGCCCCCACGCUUGCGCUCCUGUCCCCAGCCAACUCUGCGUGAAACACGCUGGAGAUAGAUGAUCAGGCCAUUCCAGGGAUCCCACAGUUAGGAGGGUCCUUUGUGUCUCAGGGAACUUCCCAGUGAGUGUUUCCACUCUCGGUGUCCCCUCUUGUUUUACCUGGGAAGAUCCAGUUAAAUCUUUCUCUGACGGUGACAUCUCAUUUGGGGGGAGAGAUGUGACAUCAGGUGAUUGCGACCAUCCAGGUGCUCUGAUCUGACCAGGCUGAGCCAGGCCUCCCUGCUGGGGCCCUGCAGCUCAUGUCAGCACUGGCUGCCCACGACCGUCUCAGGGACUUGACUGAUGGUCAGCGCCGAGGGCGGCCGCCGCCUGCCCUUCUCAUACUACCUCGUGGCGGCAUCGGCCUCCUGACUGCCAGUCCCUCCUGCCAGCAGCGCUCACCUCACCACUAACGCGUUGCUGAAGAUCUGGGGGAAACCAACAAGCUUCUCGUUAAGAGUAGGUGGGUAGUCCGCUCCUGAGAAGCCAUGGGUCAGUAAUACCUGUUUUUCUGAAACCCCCAAGGCAGGGGCGUCUCCAAAAUUCUUUUUUAAAAAUUAAGCUUCUCAGGACACUUCUUUUGUGGUUUUUUGGCUGCAUUGGGUCUUCAUUGCUGCUCGGGCUUUCUCUAGUUGGGGCGACCGGGGACUACUCUUCGUUGUGGUGCACUGGCUUCUCUUGUUGUGGAGCAGGGGCUCUAGGCGCACAGGCUUCAGUAGUUGCAGCACGUGGGCUCAGUAGUUGCAGCACAUGGGCUCAGUAGUUGUGGCUCACAGGCUCUAGAGCGCAGGCUCAGUAGUUGUGGUGCACGGGCUUAGUUGCUCCGCGGCAUGUGGGAGCUUCCUGGACCAGGGCUCGAACCCGUGUCCCCUGCAUUGGCAGGUGUAUUCUUAACCACUGAGCCACCAGGGGAGCCCUCUCAGAACACAUUUAAUUUUUAUUUCAACUUCCCACAUAGCCAUGUCCCCAAGAUAUGUCAAUAAAGGAUAAGACAGGUAUUUCCGUGUAACUGUUUCCCCAUCUUAUAGUCACAUUUUAUAUCAGGCAGAUACAUCUGAUCAGGCAGAUACAAAGUGUCAAGGUCACAACAAGGGCUUUCCUGGGUGAGAAGGAGCAUUAUGAAAUCUGUUUCUCUACAUUUGAUUGUUUACACUUUCUUCAAGGCAAUUUACACUUCUUCAAGAAUUUAAAAGAGUUCUUGCUGUGAUUUGAGAUGUGUGCGUGUGAGGUGGGCGCUGGCCGGGGGCCCUGCACCUGUUGAAAUUUGGCUUCCCCUGGUCUCCAACGACCCGGUCCAGACAGGACAUCUCUCUUUAGGCCAAGAGAGCUCACCUUGGCCAAAAAGUGCACAGUGCCGGGGUCAGGAAGUCUCCUCCCUUUCUGAAGAGUCAGUAUUUUAGCUUUGAUGCACCUGGUGGGCCGGCCUGCAGGAGCGGACACGUGGUCGUCGCCCGAGUGCCGUCUCUGGCCACGUGGGGGCGCCCUCGCACCAUCCCUGCUGUCUGGAGCGCAGAGGCGUUUCUCCUCCGCGCAGGUUCCUGCGCUUCCCCGGCCCCUUGGUUCUGAGCAACGCCCCCACCCCCACUCCCCAGGCCCCCCGGCCCCGCCCCCGCCGUUGUUCUUUAGGAACUUCUUCCUCUGCGAGAAAGAAGGGGACCUCCACAUACCUGAGUGUCAUUGCAAGACCAUUUCUGAAUAAUAGUGAGUCACUGCGGGCCUGAGCCUGGCACGUCCUAUUUUCAGAGGAGCGCCUUGCCUCAAAAUGUACUUUCAUCUGUGGAGAGCGCCUCUAGGGGCAGGGGCCGGUGUCCUUUCCGGAAUCGAGUGCUGUCUUAAAGUCACGCUAGGAAGAUCCACUGGGAGACACUGUUGUAUUCCUGCUUCCACCUGCCCCCUUUCCCCUUUCCCUCCCUUGCCCUGUGAUGGUGGUUUUCAAACUUUCUGGAUCAUGAUCCACAGCAGAAAACACACUUUACGUCAUGAGUCAGUGCUCACAUUCAUGCAUGAAUCUACGUCUCAAGCAAAAGUUUCAUAAAGGAAUUCUCACUCUGAGAAUUCAGGAUACCUUGUCUAAUUUUUAUUUUUAAAAAUACUGCUUGUAAUUUGCUAAAUUGAGUUGAUACAAAGUUUGAGAAGUGCUGCUCUAAUCUGACUUUACCCUGUUGUAUAAGCGGAGGCCCCAGGGUUUGGAAGGGAGCACACGAGCCCAGCUCACACAGGGAAUGCUCGUGACCGCACUGGGACUGGUACCCAGGCUUCCCGUUGCUGCAGCUUCACGCCUCGGACCAGUCCCAGGUGAUGCUGCUCCAGCCUCUGUGGUGGGAUGCUUGCUUCCUCCAUCACGAGGGAGGGGAGGAGUAGGUGUUGAAGACAAGGUGGCCAGAACCCUGGGGCUUGUGGGAGCGAUGACGAUGUGCCCUUUACAGAAGGGUGAUACGUUCCAGGCUCAGUACUAAACGCUUUGCACUGUGUGGCCUUGUUUAAUCUUUACGGCAGUCCUGUGAGGAGGUGGAGGAAUCCUGAUUUACCAAUGAUUUUGAAACUGAAACUGCAGUUGUCUAAUGACAACAGGCCAGUUGUUCUAAGCCAGACGUGGACCCCAAGCCUUCAGGGUUCUAGACGUGUGCUCCCAACCACCCUGCGCUGCCACCACCUCCCCAGCGAGCUCGGUGCAGCCGCAGUUCCCAGAACCCAGGCUGUCGGAGCAGACCCCACGUCAGAGGCCGUGUGGGCCUGUGAAAGGCAGCAGGGCCCCUCCUCCCGGAAGCCGGGUCAAAUCCCCAUCUCUAGAGCAGACAUUACUACCAUUAGCUGUAGGGAAAGAAUUUGGGACUUUCCGGGUUGCUGUAAGCUGGAUUCUGAUUUUGCUCCGGGGGCAAAGUUUUCUGUUAACCACAAGUUUGAACAGUCCUGUUGACCUGCCCGGCUUCUCAUUUCUCUGCAGACAGUGCUUUCUUCCCAGUCCUGGGCCUCCCGCGGAGCAGCACAACCCAAGCUGUCUGCCAGCAGGCGCUGUUUCAGAACACUCCCUCGAGGGCUGCUGUUCCGGAACACAGGGCUUGGUCUCCCUGGUCUGGGGGCUUCCUCCUCCCCAUUUGUACAGAGAGCUGGGGACGGUGUGACUGAGAAAGGGAGGGAGAUGCUUCUGCAGAGCCUCAAGGGGCAGUUUGCUACACGUUAGUUUUCAGAAACUAGUUUUUUUUUUCCUUCGACAGAAAUACAUGCAACCUCGCAGGAGCAGCUUCUGCAUCAGCUUUACCAGCUCUGUUUUUAU
Molecule: messenger RNA, 6886 nt
Organism: Mesoplodon densirostris (Blainville's beaked whale)
Lineage: Eukaryota; Metazoa; Chordata; Mammalia; Artiodactyla; Ziphiidae
Gene: H6PD
Product: hexose-6-phosphate dehydrogenase/glucose 1-dehydrogenase
Exons: 5
Coding region: 361-2754 (797 amino acids)
Biological process (GO): pentose-phosphate shunt; glucose metabolic process; pentose-phosphate shunt, oxidative branch
Cellular component (GO): endoplasmic reticulum
Molecular function (GO): NADP binding; 6-phosphogluconolactonase activity; glucose-6-phosphate dehydrogenase activity
Source: RefSeq, a predicted model, not a curated record